GCGGCUGACGUCAAGAGCCGAGCGAAGUGAGAGGAGUUGAAAUAGGACAGAGCAGGAGCGGAGCGCUGAGAGGAAAACCAGCCGGAGGAGCUGAAGGAUGGCGAGCCGCUGCUGAGAGUUGGGACGCGCAACCCCGUCGCUACAAAACGCAGCUGCCACUGAUACACCAGCCCACGUAAUUCAUCUGAACCCCUUUUAAAACCCUGCCGAGCCGGAGGAGAGGAGUGGGAACUAAAAAGAGCGCAGUUUGGUCACGUCGCUGCGAGGAAAAAUCUGUGGCACAUUUGCACCAGUUUCCCUUCAUUUCUGCCCUCUUGCCUCGGAAUACCACAGGUACACACUCAUGGGCAGCCUGGGUGUUUGGGCUGUGGCUGUGGCCGCUCUGCUGGGAACCUCAGGGUGCUGGCUGGCUGAAGGGCACAAGAGCAGCAGGCGAGGCAGCGCUGAUACAGCCACAAUGUCACGUACCUCCUCCCAGGAACCAUUCUCCACGGAGAAGGGGAAAGCAGACGGGAACAUCGAUCAAUCCCUCUCUGACCCAGACGGAGGUCCCUGUCGUAGGACUUACUGCGGACGGGGUCGGCAGUGUGUGCUGAUGGCAGAGACCGGCCGCGCUGAGUGUGUUUGCCAGGAAAAAUGCCGGCCCUCCUUUGUGCCGGUGUGUGGCUCGGACGGCAGAUUCUACGAGAACCACUGCGAGGUUUACCGCACCGCCUGCCUGGAGAGGAGACGGAUCUAUGUGGUGCACAGCAAGGACUGCUUCUUCAGAGGCAACGCAUGCACCAUGUCAGAGUACAACAGGCUGAAGAGCAUGCUGCUGGAUAUGCAACCUAAAGUGCUUAAAACUGGAGAGCAGAGCCAGCAGAGAGACAUGGAGGAGAAGAGAGCACUGGUAGACACCAUGUUCAAAUACCUGGACGUGGACCAGGACGGCCGGCUGGUCAGUGAUGAGCUGGAAAAGAUCUCUAUGAAGGAGCACCUGGAGGACAGCCUUCUGGAGUGCACCAUGCAGGACCUGCUGCGUUAUGAUGACUACAACAACGAUGGACACCUCAGCCUACAUGAGUUCUACACAGCUUUCCAGGUUGUCCAGCUGAGCCUGGCAGAGGAUCAGCAGAUCAGUGUCUCCACGGUAACAGUGGGCCUCAGUGCUGUCCUAACCUGUGCCAUCCAGGGGACACUGCGCCCACCAAUCAUCUGGAAGAGGAACGGCAUCAUAUUGAACUUCUUGGAUCUGGAGGAUAUCAACGACUUUGGGGACGAUGGCUCCCUGUACAUCACCAAGGUGACAACCAUCCACAUGGGGAACUACAGUUGCCAUGCCUACGGCUAUGAAGACCUCUAUCAGACACAUGUGCUGCAGGUGAAUGUCCCUCCAGUGAUCCUGGUCUAUCCAGAGACGCAGGCCCAGGAGCCCGGCGUAUCUGCCAGCCUCCACUGCCACGCCGACGGCAUCCCAAAUCCCAAACUCCUGUGGCUGAAGAAUGGCAUGGACCUGCUGCCCAGAUCCUCCAAACAGCUCUCUCUCAUAGCAAAUGGAAGUGAGCUCUUUAUUGGCAGCGUCAGGUACGAGGACACAGGAGCCUACACAUGCAUCGCCAAGAACGAGGUGGGAGUGGACGAGGAUAUCUCCUCUCUGUUUGUUGAAGACUCAGCCAAGAAGACCCUUGCUAACAUUCUGUGGAGAGAAGAAGGGUUGAGUGUGGGCAAUAUGUUCUAUGUGUUUUCUGAUGAGGGCAUCACUGUUCUUCAGCCCAGCGAAUGUGAGAUACGCAGGCACAUGAAGCGCACAGAGAGGAUUGUUGCCACCUAUGAGGAGAUGUGCCCUAAAGGUGAAGGGGUGUCACCUCAGCACUGCGUGUGGUCCUCAGCAGUCAACAUCAGAGAUAAGUACAUCUACGUGACCCAGCCCCUCCUGAGCCGACUGCUGGUGGUUGAUAUUCAAGCACAGAAGGUGGUGCAGGCAGUAACAACAGAUCCUUUUCCAGUGAAGAUGCUCUAUGACAAGUCACAUGACCAGGUGUGGGUCCUAACAUGGGGGGAUAUGGACAGAACACACCCAACCCUCCAGGUAAUUCCUCAAGCCAGUGUCGGAGAAGUACAUCAUGCAAUCCGCACGACUUUCCAGAGGGUCAACGACUUCUUCAUUCCUCCGACCAACCUCAUCAUCACCCAUGUGAGGUUUGCCUUUGUCUUCCUCAAAAAUGAACCUGCGGUACACAAGAUUGACCUGGAGACCUUCCACCGGGUCAAGACCAUCAGCCUGAAGAACUACAGCUGCAUACCGGUCAACAUGGCCUACACACAUCUCAGUGGCUUCUACUUCGUCCAGUGCCAGAGCAAGAGCCACCUGCAAGCCCCGCCCCAGCUCCUCAUCGACAGCGUGACGGACACGGUGAUUGGUCCAAACCUAAACAUCACAGGGCAGCCGUUUGUGUCACCAGACGGGCGCUACAUUGUGACACCUGACCCGCAGAGCUCAAAGCUGAUAGUACAGACCGUGUCUUUCCAGGGGGAGCUGGGUCUGAACCAGGAACUGGACGAGCCUGUAGCUGUCUCCGAUCUGGCUUUCCAGCCGUCCUUCACAGAGUCCAACCAGCAUGUGGUUGUGGCCACCUCAGGCUCAGGCACGGACCUGCUAUUUGCCGAUCUGUCCUCGGGCCGUACUGAGGUUCUCCGGAGCCUCAAGGAGCCCCUGGCCCCCCAAGCCUGGCCCUGGGGAGGCCCCAACAGAGUAGUGGUCUCCAGUGGAUUGUUCGGACAGUACCUGGUGACGCCGUCAGCCGAGUCCCUCUUUGUCCUGAAUGGCAAACAGAGAACGCCGCACUGCGAGGUGUCAGACAUCAAGAGAGGGAACACAGUUGUCUGGGUCGGCGAGGUAUGAGUAAAAAAGAAAAGAAAGAAAGCCAGAGACGUAGGAUUAGGGACAGACGCAAAUGAAAAAAAGGAAAGAUCAGGCCAAAUUACCUACUAUAAAGAUUUAUGUGAACAUAAGUUGUGGACUCAACCCUGGGACUGAGCAAGAGGGAUACAUGCCUGGGUUUAUUGUAACAAAAGUACACUUAAAAAUAGAGUAAUUGAGAAAACAUUAAGAAACCCUGUUGUGAUAUUUCUAUUGGGAGAAAGUGUCAAUGCCGUUCAGUGCAACAGUGAUCUAUGUGCACUUAACUAUACAGAAUUGUACAUUAUUGCACUUCCUUCCAUGUUAUCACAGCAAAUAGGUACCUGAAGAGGGGUUAUUAACGAACUAUGAACUAUGCACAAUGCUCACUUUUUUUAGAGUAAAAAGCUUUCUGAUUUUGUUUAUCUCAACAAUGUUUGUCGUUUUCACCAGUGCUGCAUAUAAUCACCACAAACUGUCCGUCUGUCCUGUCUGCCUUUAGUGUAUGUGUGUUCUGAGUCCUUUUAAAAGCUACCAAACCCAUCUGUUUAUUCGCCUUUGUCAUGGUAUUGUACUGUAUCCUCCCUCUGAAAGCUUUCAUUCUCCUCAUGCCGGCAGAGGUUGGCUUUAUGCACACGUGUAAUACCCUCUAUUUACAUUGUGUAUCCAAAGAGCCCAACUGGUCCAUUAGCCGUCGUCAAUGGAUGUUUCGCUCGCAGAGGAAGCCUAACCAGAAAUGAACAGUACAUCUUUUGGUCUCUUGCAAUGGUAUAAUCUGUCCCCCGCUGUCUCUCACAUUUAUUCUAUACCUACAGCACAACUCUGUGCUGCCGAGCCUGAAAAUGCCACUUAGCAGAUUCCCUCAGGGUAAUGAUUCCAGUUUACGCUGACCCCACAUGCUGAGGCCGUGCCAAAGUGGCAUCAACUCCACUAUCUGACUGGCUGUGAGCAUUUGUACAUCCUCCCAGAGAGCCAUGCAUCAAGAUCAAACUCCUAGGCAGGUAGACUCCAUUUACCGUGUGGUAGUUAUUCAGCUUUACGUAAAAGACUGUAAGACAAACAGAAUAUCUUUUUAUUAGUUACGUCUAGUCAGCAACAAAGCUUAUAUUUUGGAUUUGUCAUUUGUAUCUGGAUAGUUGAGAUAAAAAAAAUGUGCUGUAUCUCAAAACCUAGUACCCUGUUUGAAAAGUAGGGCUACAUUGUAAAGACAUUAGCAUUACAUACAGUUUUACCUUCAUCCUAUUUCCAGGAAUAAUUAUCAACUGUUAAAUUACAAAAAUGACCAUAAUUUUAAAGGUUUCCUAAUAAUUACUAUCAUUGAAAGUGUAUACCUACUUUUGAAAAAAAAAAAAAAACGGUAUUAUCUGUCUUGAGGCAGUAACCGAAUAAACACCAGCAGCUCUUCGUCCUUCAUAAUAGCAGAUAUGUUCUCUCUGUGUUCCAAUCAUCUUCUUUGUAAUUUGCUUUUGCCAUUUGCACUAAUCAUUAUAAUGAUGGUCCAUUAGCAGCAAGACAAUGCUGCUGCUUCUCUGCGGAUGUAAUAAUGUUAUCAGAAAUUACUGGAAUUAUAAUGUCUCAAACAUCUCUGCCCCUUGACAGUAGUGCUGAAUGUCUGUACGUGAAUACUUGGCCCGGACAUCCCGCUUGAUGGCUCAUAGAUAUUGGCUGAAAAUGGGUGCCAGUCUUGGGGCAAUGUUUUGUUUUGUUUUUUUCUCUUAAUGCUGCAAGCCUCCAAACCUCAAACUACAGUUAAAAAAUGAAGGUCCGCCUUCGCCAUUUGGUACAGAUGUUUUCAUUUUCUAAUUUUACAUUUAAGAUAGAUCAAAAAGCUGAUUCCUGUAGCAGACAAAUUUUGUAUUUUACCAAAAUAAGCAUUUAAUUAAUCACAUGAAUAAGCCUGCUUCUAAUUUUGAAAUUAGAAAACAUACAUACUUAGAAAACUAGCGCCCUUCGUCAUUGUAUUUCUGGAAUUUGCUGUGUUCUAAAUAUAGUCAGCCUGUCUAAAUCUGUUUUUAAAUUAGCUUUCACUGCCAGCACAAAUCAGUGAGAAGCAACACAUAAGACAUAAUCCAGAACUUUACCAAUAAAUUAAAUCACCUAGAAAUCAUGGGCUAUGGAAACAAGCACUAAUGCUCAGUCCCUUCAUGGAAAGAGGAAAUAUUUUCUUGAUAGUCUUUGGAAGCUCUCUUGUACAUACAGUUUGUGCUCAAAUACUCACAGCCUGUAGGAUUUUGCAGUUGACUGUUUUCUUUCUUGGUGCAUUAAAUUUGUUUUAAAGAAGUGGAAUUGAACUCGUAUUUAUCUCUGAAGGCCGUCCACAGACCAAGUCCAAAGGAGCCGUCUAAGAAAAGUGUACCACUGUAAGUCUAACUGGAGUUUCCUGAAUGGAGUAUAUCUGCUCAUGUGUUGUUGUUUUUUUACCCUGACACAAACAGCAGCCCAAAUUAAAUAUUAACCAUCAUCUCCUAAUAUGUAGUUGUGCCUGUAACUCCCCUAAUGCGAUGCAAUGUGUAGGGUAGAAGCCACGCUGUGUGAGAAAAGAAAAAGUUAAACACAGGAGUGAAGCAGAUUUGUUGUUCUUGUGUGUGAUUUAGGUAUUUGCUGCUAAUCUGCCAUGAAAAUACAUUCUGGCAUGAAAGCCUGCUAAAUGAACUUUUUGAAGGCAAUGACUUAAUGAUAGACCACUGUUGCACUGAGGAGAGAAUAUACUAUCUGACAUACAUUUAUGUUUAAUGAAAUUUGUCGAAUUGGUAGCCCAGUUUUCUCACUGUAUCAUUGAAAAAAAGAAUUGUCAACUUACUUUUAAAAAAUUCAGGCUCUGAUGCUUCCUAAAGUCACUAUCCCAUCCAAAGUCACUCCCCAGUGGCUCUAAUGGAGCCAUCUACAGUAUUGGACAUCUCCAAGACAUGCAUGUAAUGAAAAUAGACCUUCAACAUGAUCAUCAUUGACCACUCUCAGUGAUCUCUCACAGUCACAUACGGUUUACAGUUGCUUGUGAAAAAGUCACUUUUUCGCCCUGUCAUCGUCACGUCCGUCCGCUUAUCUCUUAAGGUUGAUUCAGCAGUAUGACAUUGCUACUAGAGCCAAGGAGAGCAAGAACAAAGAGACUGCACCUGCGCUUGCUGAUAUAACUUCAUUAUUGGCUAGCCCAUGUUGUUUGUUUGGAUCUACCUUCAGUGUCACAUGACUAUUUCUGUACCUCUCCUUGAACCCUCAAGUAAGGGGGCUGCAGAGCUGAACCGCUUGGUGUGAUAGACAUUGAUAGGAACCACUGUUGUAGAUAACCUUGUUCAUGUUUAGAACACGUUCAGACAUGACAAAACUGACUGUACAGUUUUCUUUAUGCAUUUUGUGUGUUCUGGUUUAUGAGGGAAUUGUUUUGUAAGAAAAAAUGGAAUUAAAUAUAUUGUAAAAAUCA
Epinephelus lanceolatus (giant grouper) is the source of this 6299-nucleotide messenger RNA. RefSeq names its product follistatin-like 4 (gene fstl4). The record is from RefSeq and is a predicted model, not a curated record. Gene Ontology annotation, biological process: cell differentiation; regulation of BMP signaling pathway; multicellular organism development. Lineage: Eukaryota; Metazoa; Chordata; Actinopteri; Perciformes; Serranidae. Gene Ontology annotation, cellular component: extracellular region. Gene Ontology annotation, molecular function: protein binding.